Molecule: messenger RNA, 2526 nt
Organism: Eucalyptus grandis
Lineage: Eukaryota; Viridiplantae; Streptophyta; Magnoliopsida; Myrtales; Myrtaceae
Product: glutamate receptor 2.7
Exons: 6
Coding region: 30-2453 (807 amino acids)
Cellular component (GO): plasma membrane
Molecular function (GO): glutamate-gated receptor activity
Source: RefSeq, a predicted model, not a curated record
GAUCGGCGCGCAUCCUUAUUUUGUCGGCCAUGUUACACGCCUUCAAUUCGAUCGAUUGGUCGAUGGCUCGAAGCAGUCAUCUUGGUCGUUGUCAUAUUCAUGUCGGAGUGAUUCUCGAUAUGGAUUCGCCGGUUGGGGAGAUGGCCCAACAAUGCAUGACCAUGGCCAUCUCUGACUCAAAGCUCUAUUUUCAGGUGAGUUCCGGUCGAUUCUCCAUCUCUGUUCUCUUCACGCUCACGCACUCAAGCCACACAAUGUGGAGUAAAAGGAAAUUACGUUGUACACUCAAUCCGCCACUGAAUAUAACCAAUCACUGUGCCGAAAAAUAUGAUGAGGUUCGCAAUCACAUAUUAGUAUGUAAGAAGGUGACUCAGGCUGCGGAGCUUUUGGAGAAUGAACAAGUCGACGCACUGAUAGGCCCACAAACAUCUGAAGAAGCCGAGUUUCUGGCGGAAUUGGGAGAUAGAGUGCCUAUCAUCUCCUUCUCUGCUAGUAGCCCUUUCUUGUCCACAGAUAAAAAUCCGAACUUCAUCCGCAUGACAACUAAUGACAACGCCCAGGUCGUACCCAUUGCUGCUCCAGUUCAAGAAUUCGGGUGGAGUGAAUUGGUUAUAAUACAUGAGGACAGUUCCUAUGGAAACGGAAUCAUACCUGAUCUUCUUCUCGCAUUAGAAGAAGCCAAUGCUCGUGUAGUGCAUCGAACUGUCAUUCCACCCCAAGCCAGGGAUAUAUAUGUCGAAGUCCAACUCUAUAAACUGAUGGCUCUGUCUGCCAAUAUAUUCAUUAUCCACAUGUCUGCUUCCCUCGCAUCUCGCUUUUUCUUGAAGGUUAAUGAGUUGGGAACGAUGAGUGCAGGCUACGGUUGGAUUGUGACUGAUGGGAUAGUAAACAAGCUGGCCGUGAUGGAUCAGUCGGCUUUAGACUCGAUGCAAGGAGUCAUAGGAAUUAGACCUUAUAUUCCACCCUCAAAGCGGCUUCACAACUUCUCGCUGAAGUGGAGGAACAGCUUUUCCACAAACCAGCAUCAUCAAAUUCCCGAAGUAAAUGCAUACUGCUUAUAUUCAAUCACCCUCUGUGAGAGAGAUGGGCUCUAUUGGAUGGCCUGGAUCAUCCUUGGCUAUACCAAAGUUCAACGGAUUAUACCAAAGGCUGAUAAGAGAUUGAGAAUUGGAGUUCCAAUUAAAGUAGGUUUUAAAGAAUUAGUGGGAAUGGAACUUGAUCCUGUGACAAAUGCGACAAUGGUAACGGGCUUUUGCAUAGAUGUGUUCAAGGCUGCAAUUGAUAUGUUGCCCUAUGAAGUAAAAUUUGACUUCAUCCCAUUUACAAAUUCAAACAUAUUGAUGGCUGCAAGCUAUUAUGACGAUCUGAUAUAUCAAGUUUAUCGUCAGCAAUAUGAUGCAGCGGUGGGUGAUAUAACCAUCAUAGCAAACAGAUCGUUGUAUGUAGACUUCACAAUCCCUUUCACAGAAACUGGAGUAGCAAUGAUUGUGCCUAUUGAGACGUCACGAAGCACAAACAUGUGGAUAUUUAUCCAGCCUCUCACAGUGGAGCUAUGGUUAGUCAUAGGCACUUUCUUUGUCUUCACUGGAUGUGUAUUGUGGACAAUUGAGCACAAUGACAAUGAUGAAUUCAAGGGACCAUUAGCUCAACAAAUUGGGAUAGCGAUAUGGUAUUCGUUCUCGACACUAGUUUUUGCACAAAGGGAAAAAUUAAUCAGCAAUUUGUCCAAAGAGGUGGUGAUCGUUUGGCUGUUUGUAGUUCUAAUAUUAACUUCCAGUUACACUGCAAACCUGAGCUCAAUGCUUACAGUUCAUCAGCUACAGUCCAUGCCCAAAGAUGAAUCUAUCGGUUUCCCUUUCAACAGUCCAGCUGACCAGACAUUUCUGAUCAAUCUACCCUUCAGAAAGCACUCUUUUUACCCUUUGAAAAAGGCUGAAGAUUAUGCGAAUGCUCUGAGAGAUGGAAGCCAAAAAGGUGGUGUCUCAGCAAUUAUUGAUGAAAUUCCUUAUGUAAAGCUUUUUCUUUCCAAGUACUCUGCUCAGUACACCAUGGUUGAACCCUCACACUACAGUACCAAAGGAUUUGGCUUUGCUUUUCCUAAGGGGUCACCUUUAGUCCCUGACAUUUCUGCAGCAAUAGCAAAAAUGAGAGAAGAGGGAACACUCUACUUGAUAAGCCAAAAUUGGUUUCAAAAUCAUUCUUUAUACACAAAUCAAGAUUCGGAAACAAAAGUUGCCAGACUUGACUUAUACAGCUUCCGGGGUCUCUUCCUUAUCACGGGCAUCACUUCAUCUGUAGCUGCGAUAGCAUCCUGUAAAUAUAUGAAGAAAGAAUCAACAACUUCACAUCAACACGUGGUUGCUGAUAAACCUGUUGAAGAGAAGUUCUCACCAGUUAGUGAUAUCCCAUCAAGAAGAACCAAUUUGAAACAUGUCAGAAGAUAUUCCUAUUGAAUGGGAAAAAUGUGCGAGGUCAACAGCCGAUGUAGAUACCAACCAAUAUCAUGGUGCUUAUAUGUGGCAACAU